AUGCACGGCGAGUCCCACUUCGAGGAAGUCUCCUUCGAAGACAUGCAGGGGAUCGUGGACCGCGUCGGCCCCGGCGACAUCAACAUCAACCGGCGGGAGGCCCCCAACUUCUCCGACUACCACACUCGCCCCGCGGCGGCAAUGGAACCGGGCGACAUCCUGGUGGCCGAGGACCUGUCGGGCCACGGUCACAUAGCCCGCUCCCCAUUCGCCGGCAUGCGCACCUCCCUGGCCAUCCCCCUAGCCGAGCCGGACUAA
Geodia barretti is the source of this 258-nucleotide messenger RNA. The record is from the annotation of a GenBank genome assembly. NCBI's taxonomy places the organism in Eukaryota, Metazoa, Porifera, Demospongiae, Tetractinellida, Geodiidae.